CUUUAAACGGUUUCUUAAAACUUGUAAAGAGUAUUAUUAGAGGCUAAGCGUUAAAGUCGCAUAUGCACCUUUUAGUCUUUGUUUUCUCCUCUUGAAGUCUAUGGAAGCACAUAGAACAAUGCAUAGGAAAGUUAUGAAAUUUGGCACAGAGACAGAAGACAGUCUGAACUUGUACUUUUGCUUGUUGUCAUCAGACUGGUCUUGCUAGAUUCUUUGGGACACACCGAGAACAAUGAUACCAGUUAUGUCAUAGCUGGCUGGACUUCUUUUCUUGAAAAACCUGCUUUUUUGAACUCCUGGAUCAGACUUUCUUAAUCCUUGUCCUGCCAUUGCUCUACAAAUUUUAGCUCCAUCCCUAAUCACACACACCUGAACCAGGUAAUCAGGUCACAUAUAACAUGUCUAAUGAAAGUUAUCAUUAAAAGGAGAUCUCCCUUGACAUCCAUGUGGAGAAGAACAUUGGAAACAUUGUCCAGGUGAAACUUGAAAAGGAGAAACAUCUUAUCAGUUGUCCGUGGUUCUGUAAACAUAUCACAGUGCAGACCCCUUCUGGAUAUCGCUUUGAGUUCCCCUGUUACCGCUGGUUGGUGGACGACAAUGAAGUGAUGAUCCGAGAAGGAACUGCUCGACUGCCUCAGAAUGACACAGAACCUUUUCAAGAGCAAAGAAAAGAUGAACUGGAAUCUAGACAGAAAAUCUUCAGAUGGAACGAGUGGAGACCAGGCUUCCCUAUGAGCAUAGAUGCCAACGUGGAUGAUCUUCCUAAAGAAGUUCAGUUUGAUGGAGAAAAGAAUUCCCAGUGGUAUUGGGAUUUAGCGGAAGUGUUUAUAGAAACGAAACUGGACAAAAUAGAUGGUUUAAUGGAGUCCUGGAAAGAUAUUACAGACUUUGAAAAGAUAUUUGGGCAUUUAAUAAACAAGAACCAAGUACUAGUGGAUUUGAUGCAGAACUGGACCGAGGAUUACAUGUUCGGCUACCAGUUCUUGAACGGCUGCAAUCCUGUCACGAUCAAGAAGUGCACGGAUCUUCCAGAGAAAUUCCCCGUCACACACGAGAUGGUCAAGGGCUCUCUGAAGGGACGCCAACUACAUGAGGAGCUACGGAAAGGAAACAUCUACAUAGUGGAUUAUGAAAUACUGAAGGACGUCCCAGCAGCCAGCCAGCGCUAUCUGACCGCACCAAUCUGUCUACUGUACAAGAACGAAGUGGACCAAAUGUUGCCAAUCGCCAUUCAGCUGAGUCAAACCCCAGGAGAAAUGAGUCCAAUCUUUCUUCCAAGUGAUAAUGAACAUGACUGGAUGCUUGCCAAGAUGUUUGUGAAAUCCUCAGACUUCAUCGUACACCAGCUGGUCACACACCUUCUCAAGACACAUCUAGUGUCUGAGGUUUUUGAAAUGGCCAUGUACAGACAGCUGUCUGCCGUCCAUCCCGUAUACAAGUUACUGAUGCCUCAUGUUCGUUUCACGAUCGCAAUCAACGCGGAGGGCCGUGAAAAGCUCAUCAGUGAAGAUGGGGUCAUCAGCAAGGUCAGUAGCUUUGGUGAAGCAGGGAUGGUGAAACUGAUACACAAAGCCAUGGAGGCUUUAACCUUCAAGUCCCUGAACAUCCAUGAGGACAUAAAGGCUCGAGGAAUGGAAGAUACGCCCAACUACUAUUACAGAGACGAUGGCUUGAAGAUCUGGGAGGCAAUCAACCAUUUUGUUUCGGCCGUGGUCAAGAUCUACUAUGAUAGCGAUGAAGCAGUUCGAGAAGACGUGGAGAUUCAAAGAUUUGUUAAGGACGUUUCCUGCUUUGGCAUGAAUAACUCUCACAAGUUUCCAGAGUCUCUGGAAUCUCGAGAGGAGUUGAUCGAGUACCUGACCGUGGUGAUUUUCACAGCUUCAGCACAACAUGCCGCUGUCAACUUCGGACAGUUUGACUGGUACGGCUGGAUCCCCAACAGUCCUUCCACCAUGCGCAGACCACCUCCUCAACGGAAGGGGGAAGUGGAUAUGAAGCGUAUCCUGGAGACUCUGCCGGACCGGGAUUGUUCCAGAAAUCUUCUGGGAACGGUUUGGGCUCUCACUCGGACCGAGAAGAAUGAGAGGUUCUUGGGCAUGUAUCCAGAUAUGUACUUCACAGAGCAACCCGCGAAGAUAGCCAUUAAAACUUUCUGCCACAAACUAAAACAGGUGACCAACAUCAUCAAGAGUCGGAAUAAAGAAAUAACAUUGGAUUAUUGCUAUCUGUCCCCAGACAAAAUCCCCAACAGUGUUGCAAUUUAAGAAAAUAUUAGAAGAAACACUUUCUUUAGGCCUGAUCAUAGUGUUUAUUGUUGAGAGAUGUAUAUGCUCUCAUCAUUUUAUUUCAUUUUGUGCAUAUAAGUGCAACAUUUUUCAGUUUAAACAUUUGUUAUAGCGUGUUUUCUAUUGUGAAUAAAAUAUUGGCUCAUGAUUUGAAAUUCUUUGUAGUUUUCAUUUUAUUCAAAUGAUAAAAAUGACCCAACAUAUCCAGAAUUCAGGUUGUCUUGUUAAUGUGAGGUUCUUUCAUUGUUAGUGGGCUAAUCAACCCUGGCUUUAAAUACAGAUUCAGUGAUUUGAAGUUUUUGUUCUCAAAACUCGUCUGAUCAAUAGUUUAACAUCCCAACUCUUCAGAAAUUGAUAUUUUUUACAAAUGUCAAAAAGAGUUCACGUGAUUAA
Puntigrus tetrazona (Sumatra barb) is the source of this 2678-nucleotide messenger RNA. Its product is annotated as polyunsaturated fatty acid 5-lipoxygenase-like. Bases 606 to 2264 code for a protein of 552 amino acids. Gene Ontology annotation, molecular function: iron ion binding; arachidonate 5-lipoxygenase activity. The record is from RefSeq and is a predicted model, not a curated record. Gene Ontology annotation, cellular component: nuclear envelope. NCBI's taxonomy places the organism in Eukaryota, Metazoa, Chordata, Actinopteri, Cypriniformes, Cyprinidae. The transcript is spliced from 13 exons. Gene Ontology annotation, biological process: linoleic acid metabolic process; lipid oxidation.